Molecule: messenger RNA, 888 nt
Organism: Caenorhabditis auriculariae
Lineage: Eukaryota; Metazoa; Nematoda; Chromadorea; Rhabditida; Rhabditidae
Source: the annotation of a GenBank genome assembly
AUGCGCAAUCGACCUAUUCGAUGGGCUGAACUCGAUGGAGCCGUCGGCGGAAACUUUCGACGGACCCAUUAUCAUAGGCCGCCGACCGUGACCGCCGGACGAGCCUUCCCUCGAACUUAUCGCCUUCAAAAUUUUCAGUUUUGGCCUUGAAUGAGCUAAUUUGAAUGAACUUCGUGUAAAGGCAUCGGCUACUAAAAACUAAUAAGGUAUCGAAGAGGAAAGUAUGGGAAAGAUUUUUCAAAUUACAAAUAUUUUAAGUUAUGCAUUUACUGAGUCACAUUAAUUUGAAUCAAGCACAAAUUCGAAAGAGCCUGUAAAUAAUAUAUUACUACAGAAAAAAAGAUGAUAUACUGAGAAUAAAUAAAUUUACUACUAAAAUUAUGUAUUUUUUUCACUGCCUGGAAAUAUUAUUCUAACUUAUUGACGUAUCAACCGAGUUUGAAGAGUUAGAACCAGCACAAACAACUAACUUUUAAAUAAAAAGUACCGAGAAAAACUUAAUAAACAGAAAAAUAAUCGUCAACUUGAUAAUGUGCGCUCUAUUGAAAGUGUACGAUGGAAUUGCGUUGAAAAAUUUCGCAGAAAUUUGGAUGGUCAGCGGGGUUUUUUUCAAAUCUCAAUCUCAUAUUUUACAGGUUGAUGUUCAAGCUGGACGAAAUUUUCAGCUUUCGAGUGGACAAUAAUAAAAAUAUUUUGAAGGAAAAAUUAUAGCUUUCUUAUCAGUUGAGUGAUCAAAAACUUUCUUAAGAAAGCCGGAAUAUUUGAUAAUUUCAGGUGACGAGACGAUGUCGUGUUGGCGCCGAAGCUCAAGGGCUCCGUGAGCCUCAAAGUCCCUCGGGAGCGAAUUAUGAAGGAAUUGAUACACGGACGACGCCUCGUGGUCAUUAA